CAAAAUGAGAGCAUGAUGCUCUGCUGCUUAUAAUUUAGGAAUAUAUAAUAUACUUGUCUUCCAUGGAUUUCUCUCCUUGAUCCAACACCUCUCUCAACAAGAUAUAUCAUGGUACCCUUAGCGCAUUAAAACUUCUAGCGCGUACCCUCACUAUACACAAUACUUAGCAAUGAUGAACCGAAAAAUAUUAGUAUUGCAUGGUGUUGCGCAGUCAGGCCCGGUAUUUCUUAAUCGUCGCAUCAAUACUAUUGUUCACACGCUAGAGCCGUUUGGUUUUGAAUUCAUUGCACUCACGGGGUUAUUUGAGAUUUCGAAUACGCCCUACGUCAAUGCACGACAGCACGACUAUCGAACAGGCGAUGAUGAGCGUAGCUGGUGGGAAACGGACGACAUUUUGCGAAAGCAUACUGGGAUUGAAGCAACAAUGGCGCUUUGGGGAGAGACUCUGAAUAAACAUGGGCCAUUUGCGGGUGUUCUUGGCUUUUCACAAGGAGGCUGUGCAGCCGCGUCAAUUGCAGCCAUGCUUGAACCAUCGAGGAGAUGUCACCCACUAGUUAAGAAAUACGUACCUCCGUGGCACCCGCCACUCGAGUUCUUAAUCAUGUUUUCCGGCAAUCCGUACCGCUAUCCAGACGAAACAGUACACUGGCUUUUCUAUGCUGAGGGAGGGCCUGAAAAUGUAAUCAACACUCCAGCACUAGCAUUUUAUGGAGAAAAAGAGUGGGAGAGUGAAAAGAGUCAGCGAGAGAGGCAACAGUGGCUCAUAUCUCGAUUGGCGAACGCAAAAGUUGUGUCUCAUCCUUGGAAGCACACUGUCCCGAGAACGCAGAAGUUUGCAGAUAUCGUGAAAGAUUUUGUCCUUCAGAUUACGAAGGAAAGCUCCAAAGUGGAUCAUAGGCUGUAGACUGCGAGUUUUGCCUCUCGAUGCAUUAUCGAUAUACAGCUCGAAGUGAACUUAAAAUAAGAUCUCAAGCAAGAUCAUUCAGUCUUGAGAAUAGUUCAGAU
Molecule: messenger RNA, 1005 nt
Organism: Verruconis gallopava
Lineage: Eukaryota; Fungi; Ascomycota; Dothideomycetes; Venturiales; Sympoventuriaceae
Exons: 1
Coding region: 170-904 (244 amino acids)
Cellular component (GO): nucleus; cytoplasm
Source: RefSeq, a predicted model, not a curated record